AUGUCUGUCGACAAAAAAGAUCCGCCCAAAGAAGAAACCGAAGAGUCAAUGGGGUCAAGCCCGGAGGGAGAGGUUCCCGCUGCGCCGCCGCAGCAACAAACCGAAAAUCAACAACCUAAACGAAAAGGGGGUCGCAAGCCGAUCUAUGCAACAUCGGAAGAGAGAAAGCAAAGGAACCGCCAGGCACAGGCGGCCUUUCGAGAGCGUCGGACGGAGUACAUUAAGCAACUCGAAGAGGCCAUCCGAACUCACGAGCAGAACCUGGCCAACCUUCAGGCUGCUCACCGCCAUGCCGCAGAUGAAUGUCUCAUGUUGCGUUAUAAGAACUCGCUGCUAGAGCGCAUCCUUCUUGAAAAAGGCAUUGAUGUGCAGGCCGAACUUCGCGCCAAAACCGGAAGCCCAAAUCUUGGCCCGACUCAUGUGCCUCAGAACUUGGUGCAACCGCCGCCAAUUCAACGGACCGUGUUGAACAGACACCACGCUCGCAGGUCGGCGUCGGGCAUUGCGCCCAAAAUUGAGCCCGGCGUCCCCGUGUCUCCGUUGCCGCCCCCGAUGCAAUCCCAUUCUUCGGCCCUGUCACCUAAGAACCGACCUACCCCGUCGUCUCAUUCAGCCUCGCCAACAGGGACGGCGUCCUUUGGUUCCCAGCACGCCCCGUCACCCGCUGGCUCCGACCACGUGAAUGGACAGGUUCGGCAAUCGAUGACGCCCAUGACGGGGAUGAAACCAGGGCCAUCUCACCUUAGCCCUGCUCAUGGCCUCCCAGGACCUCGACAAAUGCAGGUCCCCGGUCUUCAACAACACGGGACCAACAGCGGGCGAGGAGGUGUCGCCGGGACUUCGGCUCCAUUUUAUCCAUCACCCUCCUUCCAGAAUCAUAUCGAGCAGCUCGGCAAGUUGGCCCAGCAAGAAUACGAUGCUGCUGCCGAUAUGAUGGACGAUCCUGGCGAUACCCCGGAUACCCCAAGCGGACCUGGUCCUUAUCCUGGUCCUCCGUAUACCGGCGAGUCACAACCACUCUCGCUGUCGUCGCCGGUUACGACAGGACCACCUGGAAACCAGCCCCUUGCCGGGCAGUCACCGAUCGAAAACGCCGCUCAUACGCAGAAUGCGACGUACCCUUCCAUGACUCAGCUGCUAGACCCGAACUACGAUUUCGAUCCAUUUGGUUUGAGCGCAAGCAUGGCGUUCCCCACCCAAUUCUCGUUCGAUACCAGCAACAUGAGAUAG
Molecule: messenger RNA, 1230 nt
Organism: Thermothelomyces thermophilus ATCC 42464
Lineage: Eukaryota; Fungi; Ascomycota; Sordariomycetes; Sordariales; Chaetomiaceae
Exons: 4
Coding region: 1-1230 (409 amino acids)
Cellular component (GO): RNA polymerase II transcription regulator complex
Molecular function (GO): DNA-binding transcription activator activity, RNA polymerase II-specific; transcription cis-regulatory region binding
Source: RefSeq, a predicted model, not a curated record